Molecule: messenger RNA, 1649 nt
Organism: Carlito syrichta (Philippine tarsier)
Lineage: Eukaryota; Metazoa; Chordata; Mammalia; Primates; Tarsiidae
Gene: RASL11B
Product: RAS like family 11 member B
Exons: 4
Coding region: 1-732 (243 amino acids)
Molecular function (GO): GTPase activity; GTP binding
Source: RefSeq, a predicted model, not a curated record
AUGCGCCUGGUUCAGCACAUGUGCACCCUGGCCGAGCCCCCCGCCCCGCGCGCCGACGGCUGCCUGGGGGCCGCAGGCCGCCGCCUCGUCAAGAUCGCCGUGGUGGGCGCCAGCGGCGUGGGCAAGACCGCCCUGGUGGUCCGCUUCCUCACCAAGCGAUUCAUCGGCGACUAUGAGAGAAACGUAGGUAAUCUCUAUACCAGACAAGUACAGAUAGAAGGUGAAACGCUGGCUAUUCAGGUUCAAGACACUCCAGGUGUUGAGAUCCACGAGAAUGGCCUGAGCUGCAGCGAGCAGUUGGACCGCUCUAUCUGCUGGGCAGACGCCGUGGUAAUCGUGUUCUCCGUCACCGACGCCAAGAGCUACGAGCUCACCAGCCGACUGCACCAGCACGUGCGGCAGCUGCGCCCGGGCACCCAGCUGCCCGUGGCUGUUGUGGCCAACAAGGCCGACCUGCUGCACGCUAAGCAGGUUGACCCCCAACUGGGGCUGCAGCUGGCUGGCGUACUGGGCUGCCCGUUCUACGCGGUGUCCGUCAGUGAGAAUUGCCACGACGUCUACACUGCCUUCCACGCGCUGUGCAAGGAGGUGCGGCUCAGACAGCCGCCUGGCACGCCUGAGAAGCGGCGGGCCUCCCUCAUCCCCAGGCCCAAGUCGCCCAACAUGCAGGACCUCAAGCGGAGGUUCAAGCAGGCGCUGUCUGCCAAAGUGAGGACCGUCACCUCUGUCUGAGGUGGGCGCCCUGGGAUGGGCCUUCCUGCGUGCCUGACGAGCACUGCUGGUGGGGAUUGGGCCAGAAAGGCCUGUGGGACUACUGCAGAGAGGGCAUGGCUCUGAGCAGGGGACCGAGGUGAUGUGGCUGGAUGGAGCCACCAGCCACUCGCAGAUGGGAAUGCACGUCUUCUCCUUGGACGGGGCAGACACACUCUGCCUUGAGAGUGGGGCUAGCUGUGGCCUCCUGGAAACCCUGAUAGGACUGACAAGUGAUGGGAUACACGAGUGCAGGAUGAGUGGCUGUGAAUGGGAGGGCAGGGGGUCCUGGGCUUGCCUGCCCCCUUUUUUCUUUUCUUUUCUGUUUCCCCCAAGAGGAAGAAUUGCUUUUAUCAGCACAAUUUGGCCCCAGGCACGAUUCCUACAGAAUGCCUUUCUAACCAGCAGGAAACCAGACUUCUUUAAGAACAAGAAGGAAAAGGUUCCUGCCCCCAAAAGGGUCAAGUACAUGGGCCAAAACAUUCCACACACAGAAGUCGGGGAACUCACGGUGUGCAGGGUGUUCCUGACAGGGGUGGGUGUGCUCAGCUGGGUGUGUGGUCAGUGCUGGGAACUCAGACUCCUCAGCCUCAGACUUUGAUUGGGAGACUGUAGAGUUCUUUGUUUUUUGGGGUUUUUUUUUUGACAACUGUUGCAUCAGGUACAGAAAAACAAAAAUGUGUCAGCUGGUUUUGGUGUGACUCGUGUAUGGCAGUGACACAGGCAGCCUCUGGGCCGGGCCGAGCCUCUGGCCGAGACACCAGCACUGCCCCACAGCAAGUGGCUGGCAUGGGACUGCCCCCAGUCCCCUACACAGAUGCACUUUAAGCCACUCAAGCUUUGGCCUCCACUGUAAUUAAUUUAUUUUAUGUACAAUAAACUCAUUUUAAGAGAGCAGG